Daphnia pulicaria is the source of this 2721-nucleotide messenger RNA. RefSeq names its product E3 ubiquitin-protein ligase synoviolin B-like. NCBI's taxonomy places the organism in Eukaryota, Metazoa, Arthropoda, Branchiopoda, Diplostraca, Daphniidae. The transcript has 14 exons. Gene Ontology annotation, cellular component: cytoplasm. The record is from RefSeq and is a predicted model, not a curated record.
GGUGCGUUCGCAAACAUGGGGGAGAGCAGACGACAACUGUUAAGCAGUCUAUGUCCAAACACGUUGUGUUUUGUUGCACGUCGUUAUUCCAUUGAAAGGACAAAUUACAAUUUUUAAUUGCCAAGAAUAAACAUGAGUUCUCAACGAGGUAAUGUGUCUAGAACAAGAAAGCAAAAGCAUACUAACACAAUAAGCUUCAAGAACAAUAAGCAUGGCGAAACACCGAAGACGAAAGCAUUAAAUGGUUUACAGAUUUGCAAUGUUUGUUCUCAUUGCAAGAAUGUGUUGGAAUGGAAGAUAAAAUACAACAAAUAUAAGAUACUGAGUGCUCCUGCAAAAUGCACAAAAUGUCUAGAGAAGACAGUGAAGCAGGCCUACUCGAUUCUUUGUCAACCAUGUGCUGAAAAAUUGGAGUUAUGUGCUAAAUGUGGAAAAAAAGAAGAAAUUGUUUGUCGACCAGAACCAACUGUAGCUGAAAAAGCACAGAUGGAGGCAAAAUUCCAAAUGGAAUUGAAAUCCUUAUCUGAAAGGAAGCGCCGGACAUUCAUGAGAUAUCUAGAUCGACUUGGGAAAGUGAAGCAUGAAGAUGAUGAUGGUGAAACAACAUCAGGGGAAACAAAAACAAAACCAAAAUCAAAUAGCUGGAUGGAAGAGGCUGAAAAGCGACUUGAGCUUUUGAAGCUUCGAGUAGAAAAAGAGGGCAAAGAUGAAGAUGACGAUGAUGAUUGGGAUGGUUUAGGUAGUUCAGAUGAAGACUUUGAUAGUGAAAAGUAAUCGAAAAUGCGUAUCGAAUUAGUUAUUCUGGGCAGUCUUGUUUUGUCUACGUCAGUCGUGGGAAAUGCGUAUUACCAAAAGAAGCAAUUUUAUCCUUCAGUGGUUCAUAUAACUAAAUCCAAUCCUAGCAUGAUGGUGAUGUACAUUCAAGCCCUAGUCAUUGUGGUUUUGCUGGGAAAGUUGAUGAAAAAAGUGUUUUUUGGCCAAUUGCGAGCUGCAGAAGUUGAGCAUCUUAUUGAUCGAUCAUGGUAUGCAAUCACAGAAACAUGUUUAGCUUUUACUGUGUUUAGGGAAGACUUUUCAACCAAGUUUGUUGCCCUCUUCACGGUUCUACUCUUCCUCAAAGCUUUCCAUUGGCUUGUUGAAGACAGAGUUGAUUAUAUGGAGCGAAGCCCCAUAAUAUCUUGGUUGUUCCAUUUUAGAGUGACAUCAUUACUUUUGGUCUUGGGGGUUCUGGACUGGCAUUUUAUCCAAGUUGCAUAUUAUGCUACUUUGACUCAAGGAGCUUCAGUUCAACUGGUAUUUGGUUUUGAGUAUGCCAUUCUGUUGACCAUGGUAGCAAUGGUUACAGUAAAAUAUGCUCUCCACACUUAUGACAUCAAUCGUGAAAAUCCUUGGGAAGAUAAAGCAGUCUUUUUGCUGUAUGCUGAACUUGCCAUUGGUUUUAUCAAAGUCAUUCUAUACAUGAUGUUCAUGUUGAUUAUGAUUCGCGUAUAUACUCUACCCUUGUUUGCUGUCCGACCGAUGUACCUAGCGAUGAGGUCAUUCAAAAAAGCGUUAAGUGACGUAAUCCUUUCUCGGCGAGCCAUUCGCAAUCUGAAUACAUUGUAUCCCGACGCCACAACAGAGGAUUUGGCUAACACCGAUACUGUCUGCAUUAUUUGCAGAGAAGAAAUGGUUACUGGAGCUAAAAAAUUGCCUUGCAACCACAUCUUCCAUGCUACUUGCCUUCGAUCCUGGUUCCAGAGACAACAAACUUGUCCAACUUGCCGACUUGAAGUUCUGCGUGCACCGGGCAAUCCAGUUGGGAACCCGGCACCUCCACCUGCCGCUGCUAAUAUGCGACCACCUCAACCACAAGCUGCGCCACCACCUCCUCAGGCUGCAGCAAAUAUGCCCCCGGCAGCUCCUGUUCAGCCACCGCUACAGCCUUUCAUCCCCCCUCAUCAUCCUUUUACUUUUCCUUUUCCCCUGCCGAAUAUCGCCCAACAAGCUGCAGCAAACGACGUUCGAUACGCACCGGACGCAAAUGGCCAAAGGCCAGCUAUGCCUCCGCCAUUUUCCCUCCCACCUUUCAUGCCAUUUGUUGUUCCACCUCCGAGACCGCCUGCUAAUCUUGGUGCACUCAGUGACGCUGAGUUGCGAGCAAUGGAAGGGCAGGAAAGACGACACCUUGAAGCCAGAAUUCGUGUUCUGAGAGAUAUUCAAGUAUUGCUUGAUGCAGCAGUCUUGCAGAUGAAUCAAUACGGAAUUCUAGUGUCUCGCUUAGAACAUGAGGCUAAUAAUAAUACUGAGACUCUAAGGAGCGCAGGCGAAGAGGCUUCAGCGACGUCUGCUCCACAGACGAAUGAGCAAGAGCCCAUUAUCAACGUUACUCCUCCAGAAACGGAAAAUGAAGUUUUGACUCCUGAAGAAGAGACAAAUUUGAGUGAUCAAGAGAGAUUAAGACGCCGACGUGUACAGAGAUUCAUGAAUGCUGGGGAGCAAAAUUGAAUGUUGUUCGAUUUUCAAGGAAUUAUAUUUAAUUAUAAAGGGUGUCUAUCUGAAAAAAAUUUACUAAGUUGUACCCUUUUUGUGUGUUCUUCUGCCUCAUUAGUAGGUUGUCCAAUCAAUUUGUAUCCUUGUACAUAAUUCCUCCAUUGCUUGGAAUUGGGUGGGCAUGGUCAGUGGAACGACAAGACGAUUGAAGUUGUAACUUGUAACUAAUAAAUGUAUUUUACCUUUUCA